CUCUAGCUUUGUAUGUGAUAUCUACGGUCACUAGCACAAGGACUGCCAUCUUGCUAGUUUUCGUAGCAAUAUAAACGGAAUUGUCACAUUUAAGUUCCUAUUUAUUCCUGGCAGUUGAACGCCUGCUACAGACAUGUGGUAUGAAAUUCUGCCCGGCCUCAGCAUCAUGACGGUGUGUCUAAUCAUUCCUGGCGUUGCCACCGCACAAAUCCAUAAAUUCACCAAUGGUGGCAAGGAGAAAAGAAUCGCCCGGUAUCCGUGGCAGUGGUACCUGAUGGAGCGAGACAAGCGGGUAUCGGGAACGGGACGCUACUUUGAAUCCAAGGGACUCGAGAAUAUCCACUGAUCAGAAGAACGACACGGAAUAAAAUAAUUUGUUGUACAUUAAAAGCAAAAUUUAUCUGGCAUUAA
This is a messenger RNA of Corythoichthys intestinalis (scribbled pipefish), 411 nucleotides long. It is a transcript of the gene ndufa1, whose product is annotated as NADH:ubiquinone oxidoreductase subunit A1. Lineage: Eukaryota; Metazoa; Chordata; Actinopteri; Syngnathiformes; Syngnathidae. The record is from RefSeq and is a predicted model, not a curated record. The coding region runs from base 134 to 346 and encodes 70 amino acids. The transcript has 3 exons.